Molecule: messenger RNA, 2175 nt
Organism: Phytomonas sp. EM1
Lineage: Eukaryota; Euglenozoa; Kinetoplastea; Trypanosomatida; Trypanosomatidae
Source: the annotation of a GenBank genome assembly
AUGUCAUGCCUUCCUUCCAUUCCUGUGAUUGGAAAUAAUUCAAAUGGAUGUGUUCGAAGCAAUACUACUGUAUUUGAUACUGUUCCUAACACAGCUCCCAACACGCAUGUCUUAAACCGAUUGCAAUCAUUGUGUAAUGAGCCAUCCAUUCCAAUGGAGUCCAGGCAAAAACUGUUAGCCAUUCUGAAUAUUUUGCAAGGUUCUAGUCCCAACACUCUGAAUACCGCGUCGCCGCAGUCUUCCAACGACAGAUUCUCGAACACUCGGUCUAUUAGUGCCAGGAGUUCGAAACAGGUCGAUGUGCAUGCGCCACUGUGGCAUAAAGCGUACGCGCAAAACAACGAUGAUCAAAGUUUCCGUGUGGAGGGUUUUAAUCUUGCAACGUCUCGAUUCAGCAACUUCGCCAACCCAAAUUCGCACAACAAGCGAUCCCUCCCCGUACUGCAGGAUCACACCAAGACGUUUGCCAAUAUGAACAAGACAUUGUGCCAGACAAUGCGUUACGUUGAAUCUAUCUCUGAAUUAGAGUUUGACAUUAAUGAUGUCAGAGAAUAUGAUAAUAGUAUCAUGGUAGACAAGGAGCGACUUUUUCUAUCAGUUUGUUGUAGUAUAUUUGCCAACUUCUCGUUCACUACUACCUUGGGCUUGGACAUUCAAAAUCUCACCAAUUUUCUUAUCAACAUAUUUAACUACUAUUCGAGAGAGCACUAUUUUCACACGGCCCUGCACGCGGCGGACGCCCUUCAAAUGCUCUCUUUGUUUUUUCGUGAACCCAAUACUAACUUCAUUUUUACCGAUGAAGAAAUUCUACUGGCUUUUCUGAGUGUUCUAUGCAUUGAUAUCGCCCACCCCGCGCUGCACUCCACAACCCUUGUUGAGUUGAAUCAUCCCCUGGUCACGGUCUUUGGAAGUUUGUUUGUGAAGAAACAAGCAAGUCUUCUGGUCUUUCUGCAUCAGCUCUUUUUGGAUGAAUGCUUUUUCCUGACUUCACCACAGUCGGUGUUCCACUCGAAGAGUUUACUUCAAGAAAGUCUCAACACGAUUGUAGUCUUCACAUCGAGCAAAUUUAGACCAUACCUGCUGAACCAACUACGCUGUGUUGCUGCUUCCAAUCGUAUCGAUGGUGAUAGCAUACCGUAUCUGCUGUCGGCUCUCACACACCUUUCCUUUAACGCUUUUGCGUUCCGCCCGCGUAAGCAAUGGCUGUUCUGGAGCAGUUGUCUGUACUCUGAAUGGAUUCGUGAGGAGGAUGAACGACAUCGUCAUUCGUUGAACAGGUUGUUCCCUAAUCUCAAUCUUGAUGCAAAAUCAGCAGUCUCGACAGUAGUAGGCUAUUGUGCCGGCACAGUAAAGGUCCUAGCGGAUGCACUCAAAUCACUCGUGCCGACGGACCUUUACGACAACCUAGAGCGCAAUAUCGAUCUGGCUGCAGUUGAGGCCGAGAUCGAAUCUUCGCAGUGUGUCUUUUCAAUAUCCCAAGCGACGCGGCCGUGGAGUGAUAGCAGUGCGUCGGUAAUUGAGGUCCUCAGGAGGAACACGGCGCACGCCAACAGUCUAGAUCGUAAGGCCUCCAAAUGUGCUAUCCUUAACGCCUCGCCACAGCGAUCCGUAAUGCAUUCUAUGGAAAGGCAAAACUCCAUGACACACAUUUCUUCGCAAGCUUCAAUGAGUGAAGUCAAACUGGACUGCUGUCAAACUUGUGGAUGUCGAGCGACACUUAGUUCAGUUUACCCCACACGAUCGGAACAUUACUUCUCGUUUUUGCGGUUAUAUGACGAAUUCGAACUGAGUGGCCGUUCUUCAUCGGAUUUUUCAGGUCAACUUAUCUUUUUAGCCUUGCAGCUUGAUCCACACUAUAUCGGACGCUAUGCACGGGAUGCCUUUGGUGAUGACUGCACUGCUCAACAGUGUGUAGAGAUGGCAAAGUUAAUUCGCACCGUUGAAGAAACACCAUCAACCGCUGAAGUCAUUGUCAACCGCCGCACUGGUAAUCACAGAUUAGCAUUAGCGCUGGAUGAAUCUAACUACACAGAUGGAUUUUUACUUCUCCUGAUCAACAUGUACUUCCAGCGUGAAGAAGCAGCCGAUAGGUUAGUAGAUUUACAUAUAUCAGAGGAAAAUAAUAGUGAAGAUACUAGCUGUGGUUGCAAGACAACACUCUCACAUAUGCUGUGA